Molecule: messenger RNA, 2046 nt
Organism: Closterium sp. NIES-65
Lineage: Eukaryota; Viridiplantae; Streptophyta; Zygnematophyceae; Desmidiales; Closteriaceae
Source: the annotation of a GenBank genome assembly
AUGUACUGCGCGGGUGCUCCCAUGGAUGCUACUAUGGCUGCGGCACUACUGAGUGUGAAGGCAUUGCUGGGAGUGUCCUUCACGGACUGGGCGGUGAGCUCGCCGUGUGCCGUGCAGGGAGUGGCAGCACCGCCAGGCGCGUGGUCCAAUGUCCUCUGCGACUCCAUCUUCAAACCCAUCUCCCUGCAUGGGUGCGUGGGAGGCAUGGGUGCGUGGGAAGCAUGGGCUUCCUGGGUGCGUGGGAGGCAUGGGUGCGUGGGAGGCAUGGGCUUCCUGGGUGCGUGGGUGGGAGGCAUGGGUGCGUGGGAGGCAUGGGCUUCCUGGGUGCGUGGGAGGCAUGGGCUUCCUGCAUGGGGUUACCUGGGCCACAACUACUUCGACUUCAACUGGUUCUCUGCGUCCAUCCCCUCAGCCCUUGUGGGCAUCACCUCCCUCACAUCAUUCGGAGCGAGCUACAACUACCUGUAUGGCCCCGUGCCCAAGCUCGGCACGGCUCUCAAGACCAUUGAUGUGCAGAAGAACUGGCUGUCCGUCACAUUCCCCGGCACUGGCUUCCUCUCCUGCUCUGCCUCCUCCAACUGCUUCGCCAACAUAGGCGCAUGCAACACGACAGGCACCACGCAGCGCCCAUUGGAUUCUUGCGCCGUCUGUGACUCUCUUAAGGGCACCGAUCCCAUCUAUAGGGGCGGCACCUGUGCUCCCAACACAGCAGGCCCUCUUGCCACCUUCACCACCCCCACCACCUCGUCUCCCAUUCUCCCGCGCUUCUGCGUCGGUGUGCCUUUGAGCGCAGCGCAGGCUGCCAUUCUCCUCACUGUCAAGACAGCUCUCGGGGUCACCUUCACCGAGUGGUCAGCCAGUACCAUUGCAGCCAAGGCCAGCCCCCUUACCAGCGAGAUCAGCAACGGGCCAAAGGCACUAAAGCGGCGGCGCUUGGCAGCGAGUGAAGCGGGCAGGGAGAGGGUGCUCCUGGUGGCCCCCCCUUCAGCGCAGGCGGGCCUGUGCACGAUUCAAGGCCAGAUGCCCGUGCCUGGCUCCUGGCCGGGCCUGUUCUGCUCUUCUGCCGGCAAUGUUGUUGGCCUCCACCUGUCAUCCAACCUCUUCUUCCAGCGUCUCGAUUCCUUUGUGGCUCCUAUCCUGCCCACGGCCUCUCUCAAGGACAUGGCGGUGAGCUUCAACUGGCUCUACGGCUCUGUGCCAUCCAAGCUCGUAGCCAUGGCCGCCCUCUCCAAUCUCCUUGUCCUCUCACAGAAGAAGCUUGGGCUGUGCAGAGGUGGCACCUGUUUGCCUGUCCUCUCUCCUUCCCUUGCUAAGGUUCCCAACAGUGCUGAUGCCGCCACUCUCACCAUGACAUGUGCUGCCGUUCCCCUUGAUGCCACCUCUGUGGUGGCACUGUUGAAGGUGGGGGCGGCUCUUGGGGUCAGAGACAUCGACUGGCGCAACGGCAGCAAGUGCAACAUUGAGGGGCAGGGCGCCAACCCCAAGUCGUUUCCGGGCGUGUGGUGCAGCGCCAACGGCACCGUCCUCAACAUGAACCUCAACUCCAACUAUCUCCGGGUGGGAGCAAACUACCUGACGGGCACGCUGCCAGCCAUGGUCUUGCAGCUGCAAGUGCUGGCCAUCGCCAGCAACCUCUUGGCGGGCGCCUUCCCCUCGCGGUCGUUCCAGCUGUGCGACAUCCGCAGCAACUGCCUCUCCUCGCCGGGCUCCUGCACCAACGAUGCCGGUGUGGCUCAGCGCAACUCCGGCUGUGCCUUCUGUGGUUCAGCCACGGGCACCCCGCCUUUCUGUGCCGGCACCACCUGCACUCCCGAUGUCGCUGCUCUCCUUGCUGCUGGCACUGUGAACAACCUCACCUCCACCCUCCCAGCAAUGUUCUGCGAGGCCGUUGCAGUGGAUGAAAACUCUGGGCUGGGCGUGAGUGCAAGCAGCUGGGCGGUGGACUCGCCCUGCACGCUGGCGGGCAACGCCCCCGCGGUGGACAGCUGGACGGGCGUCGUCUGCGACCUCUCGGGCCAAGUCCUCAGCCUGUGCGUGCGCGGAUGA